Molecule: messenger RNA, 2789 nt
Organism: Cicer arietinum (chickpea)
Lineage: Eukaryota; Viridiplantae; Streptophyta; Magnoliopsida; Fabales; Fabaceae
Product: subtilisin-like protease Glyma18g48580
Biological process (GO): proteolysis
Molecular function (GO): serine-type endopeptidase activity
Source: RefSeq, a predicted model, not a curated record
UCCUAUUAUUUUGAAAAGCAAAAGUUGUGUGAGUGUCGAGCAUUUUCCAUGAACAUGUUGAGAGCAAACAAAAAAACACAUAAUUAGUCACACAAAGAGAGAGAAGCUCUAUAUAUUGUAGGGUACUAGAUAUUCAGUUCUAGAAGUGAAGACUAAUUAUACUUGAAACAAAUGGGUGGCUCCCUAUUUUCUCUUCACAUUAUGGUUUCAUUAUUUUUCUUUUUCAUGUUCUUGUUGGAAGCCGUCCAUGGAACCAAAAAGUGUUAUAUUGUAUACUUGGGAGCACAUUCUCAUGGUCCCCGCCCUACAUCUUUUGAACUUGAAAUUGCUACCAAUUCUCAUUAUGAUUUACUAAGUUCAACCCUUGGAAGCUUGGAGAAAGCGAAAAGAGCAAUGAUCUACUCAUAUAACAAACACAUCAACGGCUUUUCUGCGUUACUUGAAGAGGAAGAAGCUGCAGAUAUUGCAAAAAAUCGAAAUGUAGUGUCCGUGUUCUUGAGCAAAUCUCACAAACUGCAAACUACACGUUCAUGGGAAUUUCUUGGACUGCACAGAAAUGGUAAGAACACUGCAUGGCAAAAGGGGAGAUUUGGUGAAAAUUCAAUUAUCGCAAACAUUGACACGGGUGUUUGGCCAGAAUCGAAGAGCUUCAGCGACAAAGGAUAUGGCCCAAUCCCAUCAAAAUGGCGUGGGGGAAAAGCAUGUCAAAUUAGACAAUUCGGCAAAUUGAAGAAAAAUCCUUGCAACAGGAAGCUAAUUGGAGCAAGAUUCUUCAGCAAUGCUUUUGAAGCAUAUUAUGGCAAGCUUCAGCCAUCACUACUUACAGCACGCGACUUUGUAGGCCACGGUACUCACACUCUAUCAACAGCUGGUGGAAACUUUGUUCCAGGUGCAAGCAUUUUUGGCAUUGGCAAUGGCACUGUUAAAGGAGGUUCACCAAGAGCUAGAGUUGCAACCUACAAAGUGUGUUGGUCUCUAACAGAUGUUGCAGACUGUUUUGGUGCUGAUGUAUUAGCUGCUAUUGACCAAGCCAUUAGUGAUGGUGUUGAUAUUAUAUCACUUUCAGCUGCAGGCCAAUAUCUUGUUCGACCAGAAGAUAUUUUUACCGACGAGGUUUCAAUAGGUGCAUUUCAUGCACUUUCUAGAAAUAUAUUGUUAGUUGCUUCUGCAGGGAAUGACGGACCAACACUGGGAAGCGUUGUGAAUGUAGCUCCAUGGGUAUUCACAAUUGCUGCUAGUACAUUAGACAGAGACUUCAGCAGUACUGUAACUUUUGGUAACAAUCAACAAAUUACGGGAGCCAGUCUUUUUGUAAACUUGCCACCAAACCAGGCCUUUUCUUUAAUUCUUUCUACAGAUGCUAAAUUUGCCAAUGCAAGCACUCGAGAUGCCCUACUUUGUAGACCCGGAACACUAGAUCCUUCAAAAGUGAAGGGGAAAAUCGUGUCAUGCCUACGAGAAGGAAAUAUAAAGUCAGUUGCUGAGGGUCAGGAGGCUAAAUCUGCAGGCUCAAAGGGACUGCUUUUGGGCAAUCGGCGACCACAAGGGAGAACAACACUUUCUGAACCUCAUGUUUUGUCUUGUGUGAGUCACGCAUGGGAGGAAAAACCUAAGAAGACUCCUGCUGCACCAGAACGUUCAGGGUCACAUGCACCAAUUUCCGACAUAACUUCCAUGGACUCUAAAAUAACUUCGGGUACUACAAUAAGGUUUUCAAGACCAAAAACAUUCUAUGGAAGAAAACCAGCUCCAGUAAUGGCUUCAUUCUCAUCUAGAGGACCGAAUAAGAUUCAGCCAUCAAUACUCAAGCCUGAUGUAACUGCACCAGGUGUCAACAUACUUGCUGCCUAUUCACUAUUUGCAAGUGCAUCCAACUUACUAUCAGACAACCGUCGAGGUUUUCCAUUCAAUGUACUACAAGGAACUUCUAUGUCUUGCCCUCAUGUUGCUGGCAUUGCAGGACUUAUCAAAACACUGCAUCCUAAUUGGAGUCCGGCAGCUAUUAAAUCAGCUAUCAUGACCACUGCAACCACACAAGAUAACACAAACCGGCCAAUUCAGGAUGCAUCUGAAAAAACACUAGCAACUCCGUUUGCUUAUGGUGCAGGGCAUGUUCAGCCCAACCUUGCAAUAGAUCCUGGACUUGUUUACGAUUUAGGCCUUAAGGAUUACUUGAACUUUCUAUGUGCUUACGGAUAUAACCAACAACUCAUUUCCGCACUUAAUUUCAACGGUACAUUUAUUUGCUCGGGAUCUCACAGCAUAACAGACUUGAACUACCCUUCAAUCACAUUACCAAAUCUUGGGUUAAAUGUCGUUAAUGUCACUCGCACAGUUACCAAUGUUGGGCCACCAAGCACAUACAUAGCAAAAGCCCAAUUGCCUGGAUAUAAAAUUGUGGUUGUACCAAACUCCUUGAGUUUCAAGAAAACUGGUGAAAAGAAGACAUUCCAAGUUAUUGUGCAGGCAACAAGUGUGACUCCAAGGAGGAAAUACCAAUUUGGGGAUUUGCAAUGGACAGAUGGAAAACACAUUGUUAGGAGUCCUAUCACAGUUCAGCGCAAAUAAACAAUCUCUUCCAAACCUGUUCUAAACUUGUUCUGUCAGAUAUUACAAUGUGGGAUACACAUGCAGAUGUAUUUGUGUAUUAGGAUUUCAUGUUAUCUUCAAUAGGCUGUGUGCCUUUUGUUAUUUUGUCCUUCUUUGAUUGUCUAUGAUUUGUAAUGUAGUGUGUUUUGUAAUCAUCAUUAUGAAUAAAUGGCAGUGCAACAUCUUUAUCUUAUCUUCUU